Molecule: messenger RNA, 1323 nt
Organism: Rasamsonia emersonii CBS 393.64
Lineage: Eukaryota; Fungi; Ascomycota; Eurotiomycetes; Eurotiales; Trichocomaceae
Product: Cytochrome P450
Exons: 3
Coding region: 1-1323 (440 amino acids)
Molecular function (GO): heme binding; monooxygenase activity; oxidoreductase activity, acting on paired donors, with incorporation or reduction of molecular oxygen
Source: RefSeq, a predicted model, not a curated record
AUGGCCACGUCGUGCGCGUCGCGCCCAACGAGCUCUCCUUCACCUCCGACACAGCUUGGAAAACCAUCUAUGGGCAGCGGUCGACGGAGAUGGGCAAGGACCCGGUGUUUUCGCUGCACACGCCGACGGGGGUGCCGAGCUAAUAAUCAGCAAGACAUUCUGACAGCCGAUCGCCAGACGCAUAUCCGUCAGCGACGACUACUCUCUCACGCCUUUUCCGAAAAGGCCCUCCGCGAGCAGGAAUCUAUACUGCAGACAUAUGUCGACAAGCUGCUGGAGCAGGUCUCUGCGCGCUGUGCCUCGGGGGCAGUGGACCUGGUGGCAUGGUACAACUUUGCCACAUACGACCUGAUCGGCGACCUGUCAUUCGGCGAACAGUUCGGCUGUCUGGACAAGGGCGAGUACGACCCGUUCGUGCGGUCCAUCAAGGCCAUCGCCAAGGAGCUCACCUUCAUGCAGAUGCUGAAAUACUACGGCCUGCUGGGCGUGCGGCAGUUCUUCCUGCCCAAGGCCGUUGUGGGGGCCAGAGCGCAGAACAUGCAGCGGGCCAUGAACACGGUCGACCGGCGUGUGCAGCGACAGACAGAUCGCAAGGAUUUCCUGUACUACAUCCUCGCUGCCAACGACGAGAAGGGCAUGUCGCGCGCUGAGAUCAACGUCAACGCCUUCUCGCUCAGCAUCGCCGGGUCUGAGUCGACUGCCACUCUGCUGGCGGGCGCGACGUUCUACAUCCUCACGCACCGGGACGUAUACGAGAGACUGACGACGGAGAUCCGAACGACGUUUGCGUCCGAAGACGACAUCCGUCUGUCGAGCAUCAACAACCUCGAGUAUCUCGACGCUGUCCUCACCGAGACCUUGCGCAUCUACCCCCCUGUGGCCGUCACGCUGCCCCGAGUAGUCCCCGACACGCCAGCCGGAGGCGAGGAUAUCGACGGCUCCUUUGUCCCCGUGGGGACAACCGUCGGCGUGAACCACUUCGCCUGCUUCCGACAUCCAGCAAACUUCCACCAGGCAGACUCCUUUCUGCCGGAGCGAUGGCUUCCAGACCGGCGAGACCAAAACCCCUUCGACCGCGACAACAGGGCCUGUCUGCAGCCGUUCUCGUACGGCCCGCGCAACUGUCUGGGGAAGAACCUCGCGCGGGCGGAGAUGCGGCUCAUUCUGGCAAGGAUGCUGUGGCGAUUCGAUCUGGAGUUGGACGAGACGAUGACCAGCAGUAGCAGUAGCAUUAGCGCAUGGCAUGAUUCGCAGCGCGUGUUUGGGUUUUGGCUUAAGCCGCCGUUGAUGUGUAGGGUGACGCCAGUCGAUAGGAAGGAAUAG